AAAGCAGUAAGCACAUCGCAAGGAGCUCAUAGAAUUAAAAAACUAUUGCGUCUUUAUAAAUUUGAUAAAUCAUUUUAAUAUUUCUAUUAAAAUAACGAAAUCAUGUGCAUGAACUCUUGAAAGUACUAAUAAAUACAACAAUAUCGGAACAAGAUGGUGUCAACUAGGCAGAUGAGUAGUGUCGGGGGCGGCGGUGGAAGUAGCGAUGGUGCUGGGCCCUCACACGCAGAACCCGUGACAGUGGCGCGCGUGACUCGCCACUCGAGCGCUUUGCUCCCGGGGGGCUCAUCGCCUCACGCCAGCACCUCCAAAACUAUUGUUCUCCCGGCACCCAAGAUAUACUCUACUAAUUUGCUGGAUUUACCAAUUGAAGUUUUAGAAAAGAUAUUUCGCUAUGUGGGUUUCAAAAGUGUCUCCCACCUAAGAUUGGUAAACCGGCAUUUUAAUACAGUUUGUAGUAGUAUUUUGAAUUCUACCUUUCAAAGACUACAAAAUCAAAUGCUACAUCGUUUCCAAGCCAUUAAGGCAAAGAUGCCUCGCAGAGAGUCUGCGCGCAGGAGUCAUCCUCUUGCCUGUGAAUCUGAUAUAAUUGAGACAUUGCAUAUGCGAUUAAGUUUACUACAAAUGACUUUUGGUAAACAUAUAGAAAGGAAACAUUGUUGUUUUUUUCCUGGAGAGAUCCUUGAUGAGGUGUAUUGUAUUUUGUCAUAUUUAAAAACAACAACUAAACUGGCGAGGCCUUAUAAAGUGACAGAUGAGCUAUUUGAUUUGACUACAAUGGCCAUGGAAUACUUCAAGGAGCACAUUGAACCUUUUUUACCAGAGAUUACAUAUUUUGGUACAGACUUCUUUGAUAUCACCACCGCUUUCUCACCCGGCGAGAGCAGCAAGUCGUACAUGUGCCUGGACUCGCCGCCGCCCAGUGGCUUCGAGGCGUCGCCGGCGGCCGCGGGUAGUGCGACCGAGUCGGGGCGGCGCGCGUCCGUCACGCUGUAUCUUGAGGAGAGCCUGCCACCGUCGCCGCCGCCGCCGCAGUCCAACAUGGUGCUGCGCAAGCGGAUACAUCGCAUCAAGCAGGGCAUGAAGAAGUAUAAUGACCAAUUAUCGGCACUACGAAGUGACCUUAGGAGCUGUAAGCGUAAGACGGCUCUGCAGCAGAAGCAAAUAGCGGAACAGCAGAAACAGAUAGCGGAGCAGCAGAAACAAACGCUUGAAUAUGCCAAUAGGUUAGAUGACUACGAUAAGAAAAAUGAGGAAACUAGUAGAAAAUUUCAGACAUUAUUGCAGGAGUUGAACAAGUGUAAGACGGAGCUGCAGUACUGGCGCUCGCGGUCGCCCGCCGUGCCGCCGCUAUGCGCCGAGUGCGGCGCUUCGCUGCGCCUCUCGCCCGCUCUCGCGCAGUGGGCGGCCGGUUCGAUGGCAGAAGCGAGCGAGGAGACCGCGAGUGGCAGCAAAGACACUGUGGCGGUGGACACGCCGACCGAGGCAGCUAAGCCCGAGACCAAGGAGAGCGAAGAGGCCGCGAGCACGCCUCCCGCUCGCCGGCGCGCCUCCGCCGACGCGGCGGGCGUGUCCCACACGCCGGACCGCAAGAAGCGUCGGCUCACCCGGCCCCGGAAGCUAUGAAAACAACACUGCACGUGAAUGCCGUAAAGCAUGUAGACGGCGAGCCAGGUACUGGCAUUCUGUGGCGAUACACAUGCCCGAAGCUCGCAUGCCAGUUGAGCACUAACUUUCCCGUAUCCCCGCGUUGAAUACAAAUCCAAACGGGUUUCAAACUUGCAUGCGAGUUGCCAGCAGCCCCUUGAUACACAUGCUAGAAGGUCAAACUCGGGUAUCUCAUCGACUGUAUCUGGCAUUUGUGCUUAAGAAAGAGCUACUAGCAUUUGUAUCUCGUACUUACGACGACAAUAGCCUGCUUUCAUGUCGUCCAUGGUGCGAUCAGAUAGCGAAGUGCAUGCUGCACCCUACAUCGUCUUAUUGCCUUCUUAGUGAUUUAUACGAAACCCAGCAAUGUUCUUGUAGAGCAGACACUCUGACCUGAUCCGAUCAAACUGAGGCAAAUCCUACGCUGCACACGGCACGCGAUUUAGAGAAAUUCGCUAGCGCCAGUUUGGAAGGCUAAGCUACAGUCCCAAUCGGACGCAAUUUGCCCCGUGAUUUUCAUGGUUUAUCAAUGUUAAAAUAUGUCUCUUAAUUUUGAAGGCGAGGUUUUACUUUUGUUAGCAGUAGCAAAAGAAUAUCGCAAGAUGUACGUUAUUUAAGUUAGGUUUUCAUUCGUUUUUAAAGGUUAGUAGUGACCGCGAUGUCAGCGUGAAAUCCACGCGGCGUCCCUAUUUUGUUUCGCGUCCACCAAGGAACUGAAUUCGCAUUUUUGUCCUGCGUUCCGCUUGGUAUUCGCCUCAGUUUGAACAGCUUUAGUGUGCGUUGCCAGCUGACGAACCGACGUACAGGAAUAUACUAAACCAAUUACAACGGUAUUCGUCUAUUACUUCACAUCUCAGCUUAAGUGGAGUACGUUAAGGCGGAAACCUCAAGUUAUCUCGCUGAGGUGAAUCAAUCUACUGAUUGAUAUUCCUCAGUUUUGCCUUGUGCUGGACCAGCAUAAUACAUUAUUGACUUAAUUUCACUGUCUAAAUUUGUGUAAAUGACACAGUCGUUUGAUUUGAGAAGUCUUGGGAUGUGUUUUGUGUCUGUAUGUGUCAUACGUCCAGAAAAAUUUAAAUUUAACAUGCAGGAGUACACCAUCCUCAUUACAAAAAAAAAUGCUUUUUGUAUUGUUACCGUUUUAUUUACCAUUCAAUAAAAUACUCCGGUCGCCGAUUAUGAAUGUAAUUAUUUAUGUUUGGAGUUUUUACUAAUAUCGCAAAAUUUGUCGUCCUUCAAAAGUUUUACAUGAGUUAUUGUUGCCGUACAUCAGUUAUCUGCGGUGGUUCAUGUCGAUUUGAUAACAUCUUUACUUUGUUUGAUCGUUUGUUUGUAAACUUUACUUACACACAUUUAAUAAUACGUACAUUCUUAUAAUGUAUACUUUUUCUGGUUCUUGCAAUCAAAGUUAAA
Molecule: messenger RNA, 3060 nt
Organism: Pararge aegeria (speckled wood butterfly)
Lineage: Eukaryota; Metazoa; Arthropoda; Insecta; Lepidoptera; Nymphalidae
Gene: dmpd
Product: F-box only protein 28
Exons: 8
Coding region: 154-1626 (490 amino acids)
Biological process (GO): positive regulation of DNA-templated transcription
Cellular component (GO): nucleus
Molecular function (GO): protein binding; transcription coactivator activity
Source: RefSeq, a predicted model, not a curated record